Molecule: messenger RNA, 1239 nt
Organism: Arachis ipaensis
Lineage: Eukaryota; Viridiplantae; Streptophyta; Magnoliopsida; Fabales; Fabaceae
Product: putative plant SNARE 11
Biological process (GO): vesicle fusion
Cellular component (GO): SNARE complex; late endosome membrane; endoplasmic reticulum membrane
Molecular function (GO): SNAP receptor activity; SNARE binding
Source: RefSeq, a predicted model, not a curated record
UCACCCUAGUGGGUCCCGCCUUCCGUUUCUGUUUCCCUCCCUCUCUGAUUUCCCAUGCAAGAACUCCUCGUUAACCUAACCAAAAAAACCGUCCACCAAGGAGGAGGGGACAUCAUUCUACACUGUAAUACCCUUACAUUGUUUGGUGUUUCCUUCACCUCAACCAUGCUUCUUCUUUCGUUCCACUGAAUUUCAAACUUCAUUGCAUUUCAUUUCAAUAAACACGAUAUAUACCAUGGAUGACUUGUCAAGGAUCAGCAACGACCUAGCUCAGAUCGAUGGACAGAUCACCGACGUUUUUCGUGCUUUAUCAAAUGGAUUCCAAAAGCUGGAGAAGAUUAAGGAAUUUAGCAGGCAGAGCAGGCAGUUGGAAGAUCUUACAGAGAAAAUGCGCGACUGUAAGCGGCUUAUAAAAGAAUUUGACAAAGAAGUAAAGGUUUUGGAGGAUAGACUUGACAGAGGAACCAACAAAAUGCUGAACGAUAAAAAGCAAUCAAUGAUCAAAGAGUUAAAUUCAUAUGUUGCUUUGAAAAAGAAAUAUGCUACAAAUAUUGAGAAUAAGCGAAUUGAGCUCUUUGAAGGACCUAGUGAUGGUCAAGUAGAAGAAAAUGUUUUGUUGGCUUCAUCAAUGACAAAUGAACAACUAAUUAAUAAGGGACAUCAAAUGAUGGAUGAAACAGACCAAGCUAUUGACAGGGGAAAGAAGAUUGUUCAAGAGACACUAAAUAUUGGAACAGAGGCUGCAGCAACUUUAAAGUCUCAGACAGAACAAAUGAGCAGAGUCGUUAAUGAGUUGGAUUCUAUUCAUUUUUCAAUGAAAAGAGCCUCUAAAUUGGCCAAGCAACUUGGUAGGCAGAUUGCUACUGACAAAUGUAUUAUGAUGCUAUUGUUUCUUAUUGUCAUUGGAGUGAUAGCUAUUGUUAUUGUAAAGCUUAUCAACCCAAACAACCAGGACAUUCGUGACAUUCCAGGAUUAGGCCCUCCAGCUUUGACCAGAAGAUUGCUUUGGGAUCAUAUUGUUAAUGAGCAUUUCUGACGUGAUGAUUCUCUGCCUUGAAUUUUCAUGGUGAAAUGGUUGGAUGCAGCUCUUAUUAAGCAGCAUUUGAUGCCAAAAUUUGAUAUUAUCAAUGCAUGUUGCUAUAUAGCUGCGUUAUUGUAUUUGUCUCGUAUAUCUCUGUUCUACAUUAUAUUGAUUUAAAAGACGAUACAAAAUGAGUAUACCAAAUAUUUUUCUCAAAA